AUGGAUUUCUCGUCUAUUUUAGCAACAGUUUCCCUUAUUUUGUCUUGCACCAGCUCCUGGAGUGAGGUAAGUGUGUAUAGAACUACACUACUAUACAACUAUAUAGAACUGUAGUUGUUCACGUUCAUGACAUUUUGAUAUUUGCAUGCGCAUGUUAGAUUCAGAAAUGCUUUGCAUGAGCCAUAAAUCCUAUUGCGAUUUGCGGGAAUUGGAUUGCUUCAUUUAAUUUUAUCUGUCGUUCUAACAGGCUGUACAAGGGCGGAUGAUUUUAGGCUUCAUUCGCGCACGCAUAUCAUAAACAGCCAGCAGCUAUUUUUCAGUGCUUGUCUGCAUCGCUUGCGCCGAAAAUGUGUUGCUGCGCAUCACUAUUUUAAUUCUUGAUGCGUCAUGCACAGAUCAAAACCAAACGGUAGGCAUCAUUCAAGUUGAACCGCGUCCAGUAUUUACAGCUUCUCCGCGGUUUAUAUAGCUAACCAUGGCACCACGAUUGAUACGUAUAAGUGAAUGCAAUUGUAAAUAAAUACAGCCUUGAAGGGCAUACAGUAGCAUGGUUAUAGAUGUACAUAUAGUGAAAAUUUCAUUGCCACCAAAAUAAAUAUGGAUUAUCUUAAGGUUAUCGAUCUGAAUUUGAUAUUUAUAAUUCAGUCGAGUAUUAGUUGAUUCGACAUUGCCAUUAUGCUUGUUUUGUUAACAAUAAUCAGUUUUAACUCACUUGCGCCCAAUGCUUUUGCAAACCCAAUAGCUCUGUAUCUGAAACCCGGAAAAACAAUUUGGCUGAACGCCAUAGAAAGCAUAGGUCCACAGGAAGAGUUCUAGGAAUUUAAAAUUUGCAACAACUCAAACAUGCGCAUGUUUUGUGAUUCAAUUAUCUUCGAGUCAAACUGAUGGCAAGGAAUCGCGUACUAUAGAAUGAUGAACAUAUUCAAUGCUGAAAUAUUUAUAUUAUAAGUUUGAAUCAAACUGGCACUCCAGUUUACGAUGCGAUAUGUUGCUAUACUUGCUAAUAGACAGAUUUAGAAAAGACGACGAGGCGAACACGACAGCGCAGUCUCAAUUUCAGCUCAAGAUUGAGAGCCAAGAAACUAGAUUGCUGUUAAAUUAAAGCUUAUUAAAAUAACCUUAUAUCACGCAAAGUUCCGAAAAAACGACAAAGUCUACUGUGGUUUACAGUGAACAUAAAAUAUACCGUAUUAUUAACAUGAGGCUUAUUGAGAACACGUUCGUUCUUAUAAGCAUUUUGAAAAAUCUAUUUCCUUUUAGAUUUGCCCUGUUUUAUUUCUUAGAACAAAACGCGGAGAGCGAGUUUACAGCCCAACAUCACCUUUGACCCUAUAUACAAUGAGGAAAUUUAUAUGAUUGUUCACAUCAUGUAGAAAUAAACAUAUCACUGAAUAUCAACAGAGAAAAAAUUGCAAUCAUCAUCAGGAUUGCUAGUUUGUACGGUAGAAACUGUCCUCCAUAGACCAAUAGCAAGGAAGUAGACAACCCACACUAACUUUGAAAGGGAUUCCACGACAGUCUAAUUAAUCUGGCGCAGCUGAGUGAGGAAUGUAGAGACAGAAUGUCGCACGCAAAUGCAGUAUUGAUUGACGACUCUAUGAAGCUGCUACAGCUUGAGCCAUGGUGUGCAGUAUUAUUUCACCAGGUGAUUGACAUCAAAUUAAUUUUGAGGGAUUUUGUCAAGUCAAGUUGUCGCUCUUGCAGCGCGUAAUAAAACUGCAGAUGGACAGCGAAACAACUGGUAGCUAAAACAACUACCUUUCCCGCGUUUAUUUUCGUUGUACGCGUAGUCGAAAGAGUUGUGAGGAAACAUUGUCAGGAAAUUUUUAAUAUUCUUAAGUUCCGAAUUAAUAACUGUAUUUUCAUUUUUUACGCCAAGGAGAUGCAAUUUCCUGCAAGCGCGACAAGUAAACUCGCUCUCGCGCACUUGUUUAGUUGUUUUCAAUCGUUUUACUUUUCACAAUGCGAGAUAAGUUACAAUACGUUACAGGGCUAGAGGAAAUGAGUGAAAUUUCGCAUGCAGUGUAAUUGUUUUGCACAUGUGCCAGGACAUCACACUGUGGUAUUGUGUCUGGUUCUCAAUUCUGUUCAUUACUGUGUUGCAGCAUGUAACAUUUCCUGUUUAUAAUGUUACUCUAAUGGAUUCCCGGACCGAUAAAGUUAAAUACAUGUCAAACAAUUGCAAUAAAAUAUACUACUCUGAUUGCAUCAUGCUUCGUCGUUCAAAUAGGUUGGUUUCAAGCAAGCUCCAGAGAGAUGUAGAGCAAAUAAUAAUACUCUGAUGAGAUUCUUUAAGUCAUGUUUUCGCGCACUAAUGUGGUUCUUUAUGUAAAUGAAUGCAAAACAAUGACCUGUAUGUUCAGAAACCGUAGCGACCGUUGAGAAGUUACCUUUCGCAAUCAGCGCUGGAACACUAACAGUGAAAUAUUCUGCACUUGAAUCUAGGGACUGGUGAUUGUAAAUGGUAAUGACCCUGGCAAAUGUAACCAAACCAUCCACGGCAAAGACGUUUUGGUUCAAGAUCGUGAGAAUAAUGAGCUUAUCAUAUUUUGUACCAAGAAAAACGACGUGUAUAAAUGGACAACCGUUGGAG
Paramuricea clavata is the source of this 2593-nucleotide messenger RNA. NCBI's taxonomy places the organism in Eukaryota, Metazoa, Cnidaria, Anthozoa, Malacalcyonacea, Plexauridae. The record is from the annotation of a GenBank genome assembly.